This is a messenger RNA of Macrosiphum euphorbiae (potato aphid), 1632 nucleotides long. Lineage: Eukaryota; Metazoa; Arthropoda; Insecta; Hemiptera; Aphididae. The record is from the annotation of a GenBank genome assembly.
AUGGUCGAUUACAGAGAGUUCGACUUCCCAGCCGAACUGUGCUGUUCACCCAGUCCGCUGAUCGCCAUCGCCGGCCUGGAUACGGUCAAUAACGCCAUCCACAGGACUAUUUGGGAUGCUUUCCACAGCCCCGUUGGCCGUGACAGCCGAGCCGUAUUGAAUUUCUUUCACCUUACGUCCGAGUACAAGUUUCCCUCUUUGAGCGAAAAGCGUGUAAUGCCGUACAUCCCAAAAGGUAUACUAAAAAGGAAUUGGCUGGAAAAACAUAUUCGUUACGAUCCUGCUGUUGUUGUCAAUUUUUUACGACUAGUUCAAUCAAUUAGGUUGUCUCUAGAAGGAAGGAAAUCAAGGAUUGUUGUAGUUUUAAUACAAAAAUUAAUGCCAGCAGUCGAUGAUAAUAUUACUACUGAGAGAGCUGCAUCACUGUGUGACGCUUGUACUUUGAAUCCAAAAGCUUUAUUUAUACUUCCAGUAGUAGACAAUAUCCAUGGCUAUGCUAUAAGGCUGGAAAAUGCGUUCUACGAUCUGGCACAGAAUUAUUACCAACAACAGAUCAGAGCUGUGAAGUCAAAACUAGAAAAUUUAAGCAAAACCAGUCACCAAUAUUUAAUUGUUCGGUAUUCAUUCAAAAUUGGAUUUUAUAAUGAGCUUAGACAAGACCAUCAUAAUGCUCAUAAGCACUAUCAUCAGUGUUAUAUGUCUUUAUUAGAAAUACGCACUUUUGACACAAACAUCUAUGAAGUAAAAGUUGUUGCCGCGUACAUUGUAUAUAAAAUAAGCAGACUAUUGUUUGCAAUGAAGAGGGCUCGAGAUGCAUUAACUCAGUUUAAUUCUCAUGUAAAUGUAUUUAAAUCGAUGAUUGGACCUCCAGAAUUGAUGUUUGAACACUAUGCUUGGUUGUCAAAACAAUUUUCAAUGUUUGCAUCAUUAUUUGAUGAAACAACAUCUGAAAGUUCCACAGCUACUCAGGCAUUAAAUCCAGGAUUUUUUUUUAAAGAAGCUGCAGACUAUGCAAAAAAGAGAAAAACUUGUGCCUAUGAUAUUUGUCAGGAUGCAAAUAUUUAUCCUGCCAGCGAUCCAUUACAUGAAUGGAAUAAUAUAGAAUUUUAUGGUCAAAGGCCAUGGCGAUUGAUUAAAACCCUCAAUAGCUUAGAUUUUAACAUUAUUGAAGCAGAUGGUGUCCAAGCUUUAAAAUUUUAUGAAAACACCAAAGUUGAUCAUUCGAAAGCAAUCAUCAGCUUUUUAGGAAACGCAAUGAAACAGUUCAAACACUACAAAUGUCCAAGGAUGAGAAAUUUGUUAGCUGUACAGAUGGCUGAUGAAUAUUACAACGCAAAGGAUUAUAGCAAAGCUCUUACUUUAUGGAGUCACAUGUUAUGGGAUUACCGAGACGAAGGCUGGGAAGCAAUUGCUCAUGAACUAGUAAACAAAUGUCUAAAAUGCGCAUAUUUAACAGCAAGUGUUCAGAAUUAUGUAGAAUUAAAUCUAGAAGCCCUGAAAUAUUACAAAAAUAUUGAUCUCCAAAAAGCUCUAAAUAAUAUUGGUUCAAUCAUACAAAGACAAAUUCCAGAACCCGAAAAACACUUAAGGAAUAUGAGAAAAAUGUUCGAUGGAAGAGUUGAAAAAAUGUGA